AUGGAUCUCUCUGGGGACUGUGAAAGAUUUGAUAGGAAGUCUAUCUUUUCGGGAAGCAGGCGCUAUGAAACGAGAUGGGAUGUUCUAGAGAAUAUAGGAAGCCUAUGUGCAGAAACAGUGAACCCGUCCCGAUACAAGUCACCCAAAGUAAUAUGCUUAACGGAUGCUUUUUUCACUAGCUGUUCGGAGAUCAGGGCCCCCAGCCCCGGUGGAAAUCCUCGAGAUUCCCGAGAGCCCUUCCAACCACGUCCCCUCCUCCCUGGGGCAUUCUCAGCCAGUACCUCCUCUUUCGGCCCAUCAAGAUCGUCCUCGUGGACGGAGGAUCCAUUUGAGCUGCGGGUCUUAUUAGAACCCUUUUCCAAAACGGAAAAUAGCAGCUUGUAAUCCUCCAUCAAAGGUCGAAUUUCGAUCUUGGAGAAUGACAACAGCCCCUUUCCCCUUGACAAAGAGACAGGAGAAUAUUGGAACAAAAUCAGGGGAGCCCUGGAUCAAGCUCCCACUCAGGAGGAAUAUAGGCGUUUACUCGAAUUCGAGAACCGAGAUCUCCAGAUCCAGGAGCGGAAACAUGCCUGUCUUUCUCUCUUUCAACAAGAACUUUCAAACCAUCCUGCCUUGGAAGAAAAUGCCGCCUACGAUCCGGAAGAAGCCUUGAUCGACUUCUUUAACGAGAAGCGGAACGAGCUGGACACCUACCUAGAGUGGAGCACAACAAAAAAGGACAGAGAAGAACUCCUUUUUUUGAAUCAAGUAGGUCAUGAUAUCAGAAAACACGACCCCGACUCUAUCUAUAUGAAAAGAAUACUAGGUCUAGGUAAUGAGUAA
Messenger RNA from Quercus robur (English oak), 822 nucleotides. RefSeq lists its product as uncharacterized. The transcript is spliced from 4 exons. The record is from RefSeq and is a predicted model, not a curated record. NCBI's taxonomy places the organism in Eukaryota, Viridiplantae, Streptophyta, Magnoliopsida, Fagales, Fagaceae.